Molecule: messenger RNA, 723 nt
Organism: Aplysia californica (California sea hare)
Lineage: Eukaryota; Metazoa; Mollusca; Gastropoda; Aplysiida; Aplysiidae
Product: keratin-associated protein 4-1-like
Exons: 3
Coding region: 33-545 (170 amino acids)
Source: RefSeq, a predicted model, not a curated record
CAGCACACAGUCAACACCGCUCAAGAUACAUUAUGAAGGUCCUACUCUCUACACUGACCCUCAUCAUGAUGAUAGGCUUUAGUCACCAACAGAUAUGUAGGCGAAGGAACAGGGAAUGUCAGGUUGGGAGAAACCAGUGCUGCGACAACUUGGUCUGCAGGCAAAAGAAUCUGGGAUCUUCUAGAACAACAUGUCAGUUGAGAGAUACAGUAGGCCAAUGCAGGGCAGAAGACCAGGCAUGCGACACAGACCUCAACUCCAGAUGUUGCGCAGGUUUGGUAUGCGAGAGAAACACUUUGGGUGUUAACAGAUGCAGACAGAUCGGCCUAUGUAAAACCGUCGGCGAUUCCUGUACUCCUGGCCUAACGAGUGAGUGCUGCUCUGAACUGACCUGUCAGCAGAAGCGAGGAGCCACCCUGGGGUACGAGUGCCAACCCAACUGUAAGGGAAGUAACGAGAAGUGUACGAUUGGCGUCAACAACUGCUGCCCCCCUUAUAGGUGCAAGCAAAAGGGCGGACUAGCCGGAACUGUGUGUCUUCUCUAAACAGCAAAAGCCCUGACAAACCCAACUGUCGUCAAGAAAAUCCAGUAGGAGGCCCCUGAGUCAAAUGGAAGUGAUGACUGAUGAAAGCAUCGGCUGCAUGGGACAGGAUUUCCUGUCUAACAGAAACCUUUAGAAGAUCUACUGACCAGUUGAAUAAAGAAAUUUAUUGUAAAAAUGA